This is a messenger RNA of Heterocephalus glaber (naked mole-rat), 2099 nucleotides long. NCBI's taxonomy places the organism in Eukaryota, Metazoa, Chordata, Mammalia, Rodentia, Bathyergidae. The record is from RefSeq and is a predicted model, not a curated record.
AUGGGCGGUGUCCUGGGCCGGCCGCCGGCCUCGCCGCGGUCCCCUCCUGGUCACUGUGACACCCCGGAGGGCCCGGGAGCGCGCUCCCCGCCCCUGUACCGGGUGGGCCGCGUCCAGCAGGUGCUGCGCGCCCAGCAGGUCCUCUGCGCCCACGCCGCCCCACGGCCGCGCCCGGGCCCAGGUCCUGCUCCAGGUCCUUCUUCUCGGGCCGCGGCGGCCAGCGAGGCCAAGCUGCGCCUCCGCCUGUGCCAGGGCCGCGACUCCGCCGCGCGCGCGCUGCCCUCGGCCGGCUUCCUGCGGCGGACCAUCUGGUUCCUGCGCCACCCGCGGACCGUGCCCAGCCCCGUGACAGUCAGGAUCUGCCCCCCUGAGCGCAGUGGGCCCGCGCCCCAGCCAUCGGCGCCUGUGAUCCUCUGCGCGGGGCCCUCGGAGCCCAAGCUGCUCGCCCAGCACGUUCCCGAUGACUCGGACCGGAACGGCGCGCGCACCGCUGCCCGUCCGUCGGCCUUCACGCCCCUGGCGAAGCGGGGCGCCCUCGCCUUCGUGCCCAGGCCCGGGCCCCUACCAGGGCCCCUCGGCGCCGGCGGCCCGCGCUCAACCCCGAAGCCCCCUCGGCGCCAAGAGGAACGCGAUCUACAGCUCCUACAGCUCCACCCGGCCCUGCCCGGCGCCCGCCAGGAGAGGCCUCCCCAGGUUUUCACCCGAGAUCCCACAGUGGCCGCUGAGAAAGAGAGAAAUAGGCCGUCUGCCCCGGUCUGAGAGUCCGCCGGUAGCGCGCAGCGCGUCCUCGGGAACAGCUGGGCUCCCUGGGCCGCACAGUGAGGAGGCCCCGCCUCUGCCGCCCAGUGCUGGGCGCCUGAGACCCCACCUCCCGAGCGCGGCUCCCCCGUCUUUGAUGAAGGCUGGACCUCGGGGAGGAAAGCCGGGCAGGAGGAGGCUGAGGCCUCCGCAGACUCCACCCCCGAGGCCUGGCCUGGCACCGGGCCCUCCCCAUGCAUCGCCCGUCCUCUCCCAGGAACCGCACCCGCUGCUCAGAUCCUCAGCUGGGCAGCCUGGACAACAAGUCUUCGGGCUCGCCCAUGCCCCGGGGAACGCACGGUCAGAGGCCCCUCCCGCCCACUCUCCGGGCUGCAGGCCCGCAGCUGCUCCCUCCCGGCCCGCGGGUUGCCAGGUCUGCCCCGCCCCCAGACCCAUCUGUUGCUGCCCCCUCCUCUCAAAGCACUCCGUUUGGGGUCUGGGGUAGCGGGCUAGCCCAGCGCCCCACCUUUCUGCACCCGCACCUCUCCCUGCAACUUCUGCUGCCUCCUGGUAAGGCCAGUUUUGGGGGCCCGAUCUGGCAGUCAGACUGCAGGCUCAGGUUCUCCGUGUGCCCAGCAGCAGGCGUCUUGACGCCCGCGCUCAGGCCCGGCCCGGCGGCCUGCCGCCCUUAGCCCUACCCUACGCCUGCCGCAGCUGCCGCCUCGCGCCCGAAGGCCCUUGCCGCAGCUCUGGUCGCCCCUGGCCGGAUCCCGUCCACCUCUCCAGCCGGCACAAGCCGAGACCCUGCGGCCCGGCCGCCUCGGGAUUCCAGUAGAGUGUCCCUGGGUUGCUGCCACACCCGGCUUCUCCCCAGACCCCGGCUUCGUUUUCUCACCCCAGCAGCCUCCUUCCAGGCCCGCUGUGCCCAGAGCCACUGUUGGCAGCCAGGUUCCUAGUGCUGUCCAGGUCGUCCCUGUCCGGGGUGUUGGCGAUUUAGAAGCACGGGGAGCCCUGUGUCCCCCGCAGCCCUUUUGCACUCCCACCUGCCUACACUGCCCCUCAGCCCCUCGAGCCUGACUGUUUCCCCAGGUGACGCUCCCCAGCCUGCAUUUGGGGCCACAGAUGGGCAGAGACAAGGUGUCCCCCAGGCAGCUCUUGCCUCAAGCUUCGGUGGCCCUCUCCUUUCUGGGAACUGAGCAGUGGUGCCCCAGCCCCCGGGCUGGACCAGCCCUCAGCAUUUCCGCGCAGGCGGCCCUCGGGGGCGGGGUGCUCUCCGCCUUUGCCUCGCAGGUCCUUGCCAGCAGCCCUCUAGGCUCUGCCUUUGACUGAGAGAGUCCAGGCCCUGGCCUUCAGGUUGCCAC